AAUUAUGUAGUAAUUCUUUUGAUCCUUUUGAACAAGUAGGAAAAACAGACUCUAAAACAAAACAAAACCAAGUCAGUCCCUACGAUGGUCAAGAUCAUCCGCCCAGACAUCAGUUUUCAGGAGGGCAACCGGGACCCAUAACGAGUCAGCCAGGGACUGGGCAGUCAUUUGGUUAUCAUUCCAGUAACACUACAGUAGUGGUGACACAACAACAGCAAGUACCGACUCGACCUCCAAAGCGAGACUGGAGCACUGGCAUUUGUGGUUGUUUUGAAGAUUUCGGAGACUGUUGUCUUGAACUUUUAUGUCCAUGUUAUGUAUGUUACCUGUCCCACAAACUUGGCGAGUCCUGCUGUCUACCAUUCGCUUUCUGUGGACACGGGGCACUUAUUCCUCUGCGUACCAAGAUCCGUACAGAGAACAACAUUCAGGGCAGUAUCUGCGAAGACUGCUGUAUGGUCUUCUUGUGUGCGAAUUGUGUUAUGUGUCAACUGUCACGUGAAUACGAUAAUAUUCAUCGAAACCAAGAAAUAAUCAUUCGCUAAAACUUUAUUAGAUUGUUGUAGAACAUGAGAUUUGAAAUGGAAUACCAAAGAUUGUCUCAAAAAUAUAAACUAAUCAUAUCUGAUUGUUAGCUGCUUUGCCAUGUGCUUUAUUUGCGAUUGUAAGUUUAGUUUUUUUCUUAGAAUUUAAUACUGUAAAUCACUUUUUAUUCGCGAGAACUUUAUUUUCGCGUAAUUACGCGAGACAGUGAGCACGCGAAAAUUUCAUUCUCGCGUAUAAUAGUAUUCCUAAAGAUUAUAUAGAGAAAUAUUAAUAAUUCGUGAAAAUUAUGUCUCGCUUAUAAAGAGUCAAUGACUCUCUCGCGAAAAUAAGGUGUCGCGAAAAUUUAGUGAUCUACAGUAUUUUAUUCAGAGCGAAUAUGUAUCCUUAAUGAGGUGCAAACACUAUAGUAAGAUUUCGGUUUGAUUAUGAACAGACUCAAGCAAUUCAAAAAGAUAUUUAUAUAUUGAUAAAAAUAUAAUCCAUUUUCACUUCCUUUUUCAUGCAAAAAAUAACAUAACGAUAAAAUUAGAUUUAUUUGCCUUUGCACCUAGUUCAGUAAAACAUGUAUUUUUUGUUUUAGAGGAGGUCGUUUUCCCAUCAGAUUUUUUUUUCAUAUUUUCAUAUGUACAAGAAUUUAUUAAAUCUUCUAAGAGACUAAAUUAGGAACACUGUUAUAUUAAAUAUUCUAUUAAUAUAUCAAAAUAUUAAAUGCACAAUUUUUUCCAAAUAUU
This is a messenger RNA of Saccostrea cuccullata (small rock oyster), 1277 nucleotides long. RefSeq names its product cornifelin homolog B-like. The annotation marks the transcript as partial. The transcript is spliced from 4 exons. NCBI's taxonomy places the organism in Eukaryota, Metazoa, Mollusca, Bivalvia, Ostreida, Ostreidae. The record is from RefSeq and is a predicted model, not a curated record.